AUGGCAAAGCGUUGGAGGGUCACCUCUUUGGUGGCAUUAGCACUGCUAGGGUGCUUAGUGAGGCAAGAGGUAGAAGCUCAGGGCUCAAUGUGGUCUGCACCGUCGAUGACAAAGGGCGCGCCACAGGUCCAGCAACCACCAAAGACUCAAUAUCCGCAACCGCCGCAGGUCCAGCAACCGCCAAAGACUCAAUAUCCUCAACCCCCGCAGGUCCAGCAACCGCCAAAGACUCAAUAUCCUCAACCCCCGCAGGUCCAGCAACCGCCAAAGACUCAAUAUCCUCAACCGCCGCAAGUCCAGCAACCGCCAAAGACUCAAUAUCCUCAACCGCCGCAGGUCCAGCAACCACCAAAGACUCAAUAUCCUCAACCGCCGCAGGUCUUUCAACCACCAAAGACUCAAUAUCCUCAACCGCCGCAGGUCCAGCAACCACCAAAGACUCAAUAUCCUCAACCACCACAGGUCCAUCAACCAGGAGUCCAACCAGCUUCACCAAAGUAUCCUCGAUAUCGUCAAGUAUUCCAUGAUCAGGAGCAACAGGUGCCUCCACAACAGCACCAACAGGUCUCUACAGUGCCACAGAAAUCAUCAAGUGUUGGACAGCAGCCUACAGUCCAGAGUUGUGAUGUGGCAGGACCUGUAAGAAUACCAUGUGGUAGUCCUGAUAUCUCUGCUGCUGGAUGCGAAGCCAUAAACUGCUGCUUUGAUGGCCGACAGUGCUACUUUGGAAAGGCAGUGACCGUCCAGUGCACCAAGGAUGCCCAGUUCAUUGUCGUGGUGGCCAGAGACGCAACGCUGCCCAACAUUGACCUCGAGUCAAUCUCACUUUUGGGACAAGGUCAAGGCUGUACACAUGUUGACUCUAACUCAGAGUUUGCCAUCUACCAAUUUUCUGUUACUUCCUGUGACUCUGUUGUUAUGGAGGAGCCUGGUGUUAUAAUCUAUGAGAACAGGAUGUCUUCCUCAUAUGAAGUUGGAGUUGGGCCUCUUGGAGCCAUUACCCGGGACAGCCACUUUGAAGUGCUCUUCCAGUGUAGGUACAUCGGCACUUCUGUUGAAACUGUGGUUGUAGAAGUAUUGCCAUUGCAAAAUCCUCCUCUACCAGUUGCUGCGUAUGGACCGAUAAGUGUACACCUGAGGUUGGCUAAUGGACAAUGCAAUACAAAGGGUUGCAAUGAAGUGGAUGUGGCCUAUAACUCUUUCUACACGGAGGCAGACUAUCCUGUGACCAAAGUACUGAGGGACCCUGUGUACGUGGAGGUUCAACUCCUUGACAAGACAGAUCCCAACCUUGUCCUGACUCUUGGUCGCUGUUGGACCACCACAAGCCCCAACCCUCACAGUCUGCCACAGUGGGACAUUCUGACAGACGGGUGUCCAUACAGGGAUGAUCGUUACUUGUCCUCACUGGUUCCAGUUGGUUCCUCCUCUGGUCUGGACUUCCCUAGUCACUACAGGCGUUUCAUUUUCAAAAUGUUUACCUUUGUGGACCCCAAUUCAAUGGAACCAAUGAAGGAACAGGUGUACAUUCACUGCAGUACAGCUGUGUGCACUGCUGCAGCGGGCCACUCCUGUGAACCAUCAUGCUACAGAAAAAGUAAGAGAUGA
Molecule: messenger RNA, 1608 nt
Organism: Plectropomus leopardus (leopard coralgrouper)
Lineage: Eukaryota; Metazoa; Chordata; Actinopteri; Perciformes; Serranidae
Source: RefSeq, a predicted model, not a curated record